GAUAAGAGAUAUUUCAAAACUUGAAACUGGUAUUGAUGCUUAUUUUACUUACUAAGUUAUUUAAGUAUUUGGUGGGUUUCGGGCUGUAGCACAUUACCGAUCUAGUUCCUAGCCUGGAACUUAAUAAUAUUGUUCUCAUUUGAAAGAUUUACCUAACUAUUUAUAAAAAGUUUUUGUUGUUAUUCAAAAUGGAACCAUCUGGCGAGUUAAAUAAAUUGCCAAAAAAUUCAGUGAAGUCUCCAAGGAUCUACUUACUUAGACAGAUAUUCGUAUGCAGUGGGGUAACAUCGUACUUUUUCAUUGGCGGGUUAUUUUUCGGUGCACCCACAGUUUUUGUACCACAAAUACGAAAAGACGCAAAUUCUACUGAAAUUAUUAGCAUGGCAAUGAUGUCUUGGUUGAUGUCAAUUUCUAAUUACGGGUCUCUACCAUGGGUUAUAAUUUUUCCCGUAAUUGCUGCUCGAUUUGGGAGAAAAAUACCGUAUACUGUUACAUGGGUAAAUACUAUGGUUUGCGUGUCGUUGUUUUACUUUAGUUCAAGUACUACUGAACUUUUAAUAAGUGGGUGUUUACAAGGAAUAAUCUUCGCGGUACUUUUCUCAAUAUCAAUCAUGGUACUCACUGAAUACACAUCACCCAAACAUAGAGGGAUACUUAUUACUUUUAAAGCUGCAACAUUUUAUUGGGGUGUCUGGAUCUCUAACGCCAUUGGGACCUUCUUUCACUGGAAAAAUAUUAGUAUAUUGAUUUUUAUAUGUUGCAUCUACAAUAUAACUGCACUCUUUUGGCCUGAGUCACCUGUAUGGUUAGCAAGUAAAGGACGGUUUGAUGAGUGUGCAAAAUGUCAUCGUUGGUUAAAAGGAGAGGAUAAGGAUUCUGAAGACGAACUUAAGCAACUCAUAUCUUCUCAGCAAGAUAAUUUAAAACGAAAGAAAGAGUAUCACCGAGACAAACAGAAGAGCAGCAUCAAUAGAAUGUAUCACACAAUUAAAUCAAAAAGAUUUUAUAAACCACUAAUGUACUCAAUAGUUGCUAUGUGCCUUUAUCAUUUUUCAGGAAAGAUGGCUUGCACUGGAUAUGUAUUACAUAUCAUUCAAACAAUAUCAGUAAAUGAGUCAACGGCAUAUGCAGGAAUGCUUGUAUUAGAUGGAAUUACUGUGCUUGGAAUGUAUGUAGGAGUUUUUCUUACCAAGUUCCUUAAUCGCCGUACAUUGUUGUUGGGAUCAUCAGUUAUAGGAAUAACGUUUUUGUUUAUGUUAUCAUUAUAUUUAUACUUAAUACAUUUAAUGGUAAUAUCAGAAAAUAAAUAUUUAACUAUAUUUCUUAUAAUGGGAUAUUCUGUCAGUAUGAGUUGCGGUCCUAUGAUUAUGUCUAUGUGUUUUUCUACUGAAUUAACACCAUUAAAGGGCAGAAGUUUAUUUUUAUCAAUUUUCGCGUUAUUAGUUAACACCAUUAUGGGUGUGAAUUUACAAAUUUUUCCAUUUAUUUUCAAAUAUUUUAAAUCGCAUGGAGCAUUUCUUUUCUAUGCUCUUAUGUCGUCAAUAUUCACUUUCAUAUUAUACAAGGUUUUACCUGAGACAAAAGGCAAAACUAUUCAAGAAAUAGAGAAAUGUUUUUCAGAUGAAGACAUUGUUCCAGAAGAAGAAAGUGCAUUGGUCAAUCUAGAUAUUCGUAAGGCGAAUAGUUAGGCUUUCAUAAUGUCUGAAAGACGCAUCGCGAGAUAACGGUGCGGCAGAAGGUCACACUUGUUCACUCUGCUUGGGCUGUGAUCUACAGCAGAGUUAAAUAACUAUCUAUACAGGUAACUUUAACUUUUCUCAGUUCCUGAUUAUAUUACUUUCUCCUUCUUGGAUACGAUCUCGUCGCGCGUAGUUGACUCUUUAGGCAUUUCGUCUCAGGUGUUUCAACUAUAAUUUUAUUUUCUAAUAAGUUAAGAUAUCAUGGCCUAAUAUUAGGUCGGACUGCCUUUGUGUUCAAUUAUUGUGAAAAAAGAAACAAAAUAAAAAUUGUAACCUUUACUCGGUUUUUGUUUAAAAAACUCGUGUAAAUUCGAACACAUCGGAUAAAUAGAUAUAGGAUUUUAGGAUUCCUGAAAGGAUAAAAUUUUGUGAAAAGAUAUUAUCUAGGUGGUAUUGUUUUUGUAAAUAAUUACCUAAAGCUGAGCUCGUUUCCCUUUCGCCUUAAUUUUUUUUUCUGUAUAAAAAAAAACUUCGUUGCGCUUGCGCUCCUGUUUAUUGUUGUAUUCUAUCUUAUUGUCAAAUCGAAAGGUUAAAUUCCACUAAACAGGAAGGUGGGUACUUACCCGAUCAAGUCGAACAAAAAAAAUUUCUCA
Messenger RNA from Maniola jurtina (meadow brown), 2332 nucleotides. Its product is annotated as facilitated trehalose transporter Tret1-like. The transcript has 4 exons. Gene Ontology annotation, cellular component: membrane. Bases 189 to 1688 code for a protein of 499 amino acids. Gene Ontology annotation, molecular function: transmembrane transporter activity. The record is from RefSeq and is a predicted model, not a curated record. Lineage: Eukaryota; Metazoa; Arthropoda; Insecta; Lepidoptera; Nymphalidae. Gene Ontology annotation, biological process: transmembrane transport.